AUGAUUCGAGAUAUAAUUGGUCUUAUUUUAUCUAUUUUUGUUGCUGGUGCAAUGAUUUGGGCUUGUAGUUUUGAAAUUCAACAUCUUAUAAUUGGUGAAUUAGUAACAUAUAGUGGUGGAAAAUAUAAAUUUUUAACAAUAAUAAAUAUACAUAUUCAAGCAAUUUAUUUUUGUUUAUGUAUAAUUAAUUUCUUUUUUGGUUCGAAUACACUUGUAAAAGAAAAACGUUCAUUAUUACAAAAACUACGUGAUUGUCUUUAUGCUGGUAUUGCUUUUCCAAUGGGACUGUUUGUAUCCAUUACAUUUUGGGGUUUAUAUAAUCUUGAUCGUAAAUUAAUCUAUCCAGAAGAAUUAGAUCAAUUCAUUUCACCAAUUCUUAAUCAUGUUUUGCAUACGUUACCGGCAAUCGCUGUUUGCCUUGAAAAUCUUGUUCAUAACCAUCAUUAUCCAUCACGAGUAUUAGGUCUUUCAUGCAAUGUAAUUGUAUGUGUUGCAUAUGCAGCAUGGAUUCAUUAUUUGAAUUAUAUUCAUUGGGUUGAAUUUAAACGAAGUCUUUGGGUUUAUCCAAUAUUAGAUGAAUUAUCAUUUAUAUAUCGUGAACUAUUUUUACUUGGUUUGAUAUUAUUCAAUGUUGGAUUAUAUUUCAUCGGAGAGAUGUAUACAUUAUUUUUGACAAAUUUACAAACUGAAAAAAAUAUGCCUGUGCAAAAGAUUGCUUAUGCGCAUCGAUUUGGUAUUAUAUCAACAUCAUAUAAAGAAAAAAUUGAAAAAGAUAUACGCCAACGACAACAACAAGAAAGUGAUCGAUCAUCAUCAGCAUAUAGUGGUGAACAUGGCAAAAAAUAUUUAAUACUCGAAGUAACUGAAGAAUUUGUACGUGACUAUAAUCGAGCUUCAUCCAGUGAACGAAUUAAACUUAAUGAACUUAUUUAUCGAAUGUUACAACGACUUAAAAGAAAAGCAGCACAAUGUCAAGUGCAUACAAAUCGACCGAUUCAAUUACAAAUGGCUUGGGCUGAACUUUGUUUGUUAUCCCAAUGUAAAUCAUGUUAUCAAGAAGAAUGUUUAACAACACUUUAUCGAGCUUUGAUUUAUAGUCCAUUGAGUGCAACUCAAAUUCCAACAUUAUUUUUUCUCUCAGAAACGAUUCUGUAUUGGCUUAAAAAUGAUGCUAUACUUGAACCAUUUCUUACAUCAACUGAAUUGAAAUUGUUAAAAAUUGGUCAAAUCGUUUUUCAAUUAUUAUAUUUUCAUUACUUAGAAGGCUCAACUGGACCUUAUGAAGAAUUUAAAAUUCGUCUUCAUACAUAUUUAGAAGGUCUUGACGAAUGUGAAUCUGCUUAUUCUUCAUAUCCAAAUGCUGUUUGGUGUAUUCAUUAUAUUGAAUCGAUUGGUUCUAUUCUUGUUGCUAGUGUUGAUAAAAAUGUACUAAAUUCACGACGUAGUAUUUCAUCAGCAGCAACUCAUCCAGCACCACCAAUUCCAUCUGAAGAUUAUCAUGAAAUAAAUAAAUCUGAAUUAAGUGCUGUUGUUCAAGAAUUAUCACCAAUUAUUUGGCAUUCAGUUGAUGUUUGGUUAUUUGUUAAAAAAUAUUCAACAAAUAAUUUAUCUGAAAUUAUGAAUCAUUAUUUUAAUGAAACAAUUCUUUCAUUAAUUGCUUGUCGACAUAAAUUAAUCGAUGAAAAUUGGAUUGAUGUUGUUUUGGCUUUACAAAUAUUAUCAGAUGUUGCAAAAACAAAUAUGGAUAUGUUAGAAACAAUUCAAUUAUUGGCUCAACCUGAAUCAACUGCUCAACUUCCAUUACAUAAACGUGCUGAUUCUCAUUUAUUAUCUCGUGGUUGGCGUUCAUGGUCAUGGCAAUUAAUUAUUCUUUUAUGUGAAUGUCUUACAUCAAUAUGUAUUGGUACAAAUCAAACUAUAAUUAAACGUACUGUUUUAUUUGGUAAUGAAACAUCAUCAGAUAAUAUUCUUAUUUAUGCAAGUGAUAAUCAACAUCCUAUAAAUGAACAAAAAACUUUUACAGAAAGUAGUACAUCACGUGGAAAUGAUGAUAAUGUUUGUUUAAUGCACAUGAUGCAUUAUCGAACAAUAGAUGAACAAGGAAAAAUAAAAACUGAUAAUGAUGAUGAUGAUGAUAAUAAUCAAUCAUGGCGUAUUCGAUAUAUGGGUCUUUUAUGUAUGUCACAAAUAUAUAAACAUUUACAAAAUGAACCACGUCAUAAAACAUUAAGUAAUUUACUUUGGAUGUUUAUACAUGAAUAUGAAAAACGUGAAAAAGAUGAUCGAAUACUUGAAGCACUUAAAGUUGGACGAUUUGAUGAUGAUAUAAUUCAAACAUUAAAAACUGAUAUAAUAGAUAAUCAAUUAGGUACAAUUUAUAAUAGUAUGGCUCAACGUUUAGCUGAUGGAUUAUUACCAGAUCCAACACCAUCUGAAUUACGAUCAGCAAAAGUAAAAUUUAAUAAAAAACCAUCAUUUAAAAAAAGUCAAUAUGUUACAACAUCACAAAGUCGUGAUCGAUAUCAUCUUAGCAUACCUUCUGUUCCACCCUCAAGAGAUGAGAAAAAGCCUAUUCAAAUAAAGCGGAUUAUUGAAAAUAAUAUCAAUGAUGUAUUUAAACGAAAAGAACACAUAUUACAAAAUAUCGUUGUUGAUCAAUAUCGUAAAGAACUUGAAGAGAAAAAAGAUGAAACAAUUGAUGUUAUCGAACAAUUAGAUUCAAUGGUUGAACGAGCUAUGGAAACUACAACAUUAAAUGAAAAUUCAUUAUCAAGUGUUUUUACAUUAUCCAAUAAGAAAUUUAUUGUUGAUCCACUUCAAGAACGACGAGCAUUGAUAGAAUCAAUGGGUCUUAAAUUGAUUAUAAAUAAAAGUGAUGAACAAGAAUAA
Molecule: messenger RNA, 2889 nt
Organism: Rotaria sordida
Lineage: Eukaryota; Metazoa; Rotifera; Eurotatoria; Philodinida; Philodinidae
Source: the annotation of a GenBank genome assembly